AGGAGCGCGUCAUGUUUGAUUCGUUACAAGCAUGGCACCUGCCGUUCACGGUGAGUUCGCAUCACAGGCGGUGUGCAAGACCAAUCCACAGCUCAACCUUGUGAGGUUCCUUCUAUCUGCAACAUCGAGUGACGUACGAUUUGAUGUUUUGCAGAAUGUCAACGAGAGACCAACACUUGUGCUUGAAAAUGGCAAGAGGCUCCAAGGGAUAAGAGCAAUUGCUUGGUACUUGGCUUCUACAAUAAAUGAAGAAUGGAUAGGCAGAACAGCAGAGGAAAAAGCUCUUGUGAAGCAGUGGUUGGAAUUUUCAUCAGCCUUCAGUGAAGAUGAUUUGCAGGAAACAGAGAAACAGUUUGGCAGGAACAGCUUCAUUGCUGGACAUCAUAUGACUUUGGGAGAUUUUGCACUAUUUUAUGCUCUUCACCCAAUCCUGAGUCAUUUGAGUAUGCAGGAUAGAGAGAAGCUACCUCAUCUCUGCAGAUGGAAUCUGGAAGGCCUGAAAAGUAUGGCAGUGAAACUGAACGCCAAUGGAGUGAGAGUGUUAUGCAUUAUUGUAGGAGUUUUGUUUUUUGUUUACUUUCUUACACGUCACACACAACCAGCUGUUGUCAGCUUGGGUCAUUUGCUCAAAGUUGGCAUUGAAGCUGCAGAAAGAGGAGGUGUCAAAGUUGUGGAUGUGCGUGCAAAGGCAGAUCUCCAUCUACAAUCCAAAGGGAAGACCAAAGAAGGUGUGAAUGAUCCUGUAACUGAUGGAGAUGCUCUGUCCCACAUGUUCAUGUAUUACACCUUGAAAACUGUUUACCCCAAUCUAAGAAUUGUCAGUGAGGAACAUGAUGCAAAGGAUAUGGAUGUCAGCCAAGUCCCAUAUCCUUAUGUGGAUGAUGUUGUCUUGGGUGUUGAGGAUCAGUUUGUACCUGAGGACAACAUAGAUAUAUGGAUUGACCCACUAGAUGCAACCAAAGAAUAUUCAGAAAAUCUGCUUCAAUAUGUGACUACAAUGGUGUGCAUAGCUGUCAAUGGAAUUCCAGUCAUAGGUGUGAUCCAUAGGCCAUUCCAGAAAGAAACUUUCUGGGGAUGGGUUGGAAGGGGAACAUCUGAUAAUCUGCAUAAGGCAGCAAAAAGUGAAGGGAAGGCCUACAACAUCACUGUAUCCAUAAGUCACAAAGGAGAAGUGACAAACCUAGUGAAAGAUGCAUUUGGAUCUGCUGGAGUAGUUCAUGAUGCUGCUGGAGCUGGUGAGCAUUCUUUGUUUGGUUUCAAGUCUCUGGAAGUCAUACAGGGGAAGGCUGAUGCUUACAUCCAUUUGACAGCCAUAAAAAAAUGGGAUACUUGUGCUGCAACAGCUGUUCUUAGUGCAAUGGGAGGGAAAGUUACCACUCUUCAUGAUGAAGAGAUUGAUUUCUCAGCAGAAUCUGAUCCAGUUAUUCAACAUGGGCUUCUUGCUACUUUGUAUGACCAUGGCAUGUUUGUGUCAAAGCUGAAACCUCACCUGUCUAAGUACUUGCAUUCUAGGUGAUGGCAUUAUUUUCUAUCUAUGAGCCUUACAUGACACACACACAUUGUUUUGAUUUUAUUUCCAUACCAAAUCAUGUCUAAUUGAAAAAAUUAUCAGGUCUUUCCACUUCUAAUAAACACAUCAUGAAACUUGACUUUCUCCCUUUUUGAUUAAACUUGAGCCAAUGCUCAAAAACUUGAAAAAAUGAAGCACCCAACAAUUUAAAGUCCUUGUUUAAUUUGAUCUCAAAAUCAGGGGUCAUAAAAGUAUUGCCUGUUUUGUGACACGGCAGUACCAUUAUUCAUUAUUUUUAUAACUUCUCUUCUAAUUUUAUUGGAGCUUUAAACCAGUCUAUGACUAACCAUCUUGGACCACAAAAAAUACAAAUUCCAAAGGAAGGUCACAGGGACUCUCUGGGGUCCAAGUCACAACACAAGCAGU
Darwinula stevensoni is the source of this 1936-nucleotide messenger RNA. The record is from the annotation of a GenBank genome assembly. Lineage: Eukaryota; Metazoa; Arthropoda; Ostracoda; Podocopida; Darwinulidae.